AUGUUUGCUAACAUUCUAUUAGUCAAGCAAUUCAUUCGCAAUGUGCGAGCUGCGAAGACCAUCGCUGACGAGCGUGCCGUGGUCCAAAAGGAAAGCGCCGCGAUUCGAGCCAGUUUUCGAGAAGAGAGCCACGAUCCAAACAUCCGGCGCAAUAAUGUCGCCAAACUGCUAUACCUGUUCACGCUCGGCGAGCGGACGCACUUUGGCCAGAUAGAAUGUCUGAAGCUCCUCGCCUCUCCACGGUUUGCGGACAAGCGUUUGGGUUAUUUGGGGACGAUGCUGCUUCUGGACGAGAACCAAGAAGUCCUUACCCUCGUCACAAACUCGCUGAAGAAUGAUCUUAAUCAUUCCAACCAAUAUGUUGUCGGCCUCGCGCUGUGUACACUCGGCAACAUCGCAUCCGUCGAAAUGUCCCGAGACCUGUUCCCCGAAAUCGAGACCUUGAUAUCCACCGCAAAUCCCUAUAUUCGUCGAAAGGCAGCUCUUUGCGCGAUGCGGAUAUGCCGGAAAGUCCCCGAUCUUCAAGAACAUUUCCUGGAAAAGGCGAAACUAUUGAUACAAGACCGAAACCAUGGCGUGCUUCUUUGUGGGCUGACAUUGAUCAUAAGCUUGUGCGAAGCAGACGAGGCAGAAGAUGGAGAGGAAGGAGUGGUCGAGAUGUUCCGUCCAGUCGUGCCACACCUGGUCCGGACCUUGAAGAGCCUGACCAGCUCAGGAUACACUCCAGAGCAUGAUGUAUCAGGAAUCACAGAUCCCUUCCUUCAGGUCAAAAUCCUGCGACUGCUGAGGGUGCUCGGGCGAGGCGACGCGGCCACAAGCGAACAAAUGAACGAUAUUUUGGCUCAAGUAGCCACCAACACUGAAGCUACGAAGAAUGUUGGGAAUUCAAUCCUCUACGAAGCCGUCCUGACCAUCCUCGACAUAGAGGCCGACUCAGGCUUGCGCGUCCUUGGGGUCAAUAUUCUCGGAAAGUUUCUGGCCAACAAAGACAACAAUAUUCGCUACGUCGCACUCAACACAUUGAUCAAGGUGGUGGCUAUCGAGCCUAAUGCCGUCCAACGGCAUCGAAACACCAUUUUGGAGUGUCUGAGAGACCCUGACAUUUCGAUUCGACGACGAGCCCUGGACCUCAGUUUCACGCUGAUUCGGGAGGACAAUGUAAGGGUGUUGAUUCGAGAACUGUUGGCCUUCCUAGAGGUCGCCGACACGGAGUUCAAACCGGUCAUGACGACGCAGAUUGGGAUUGCCGCCGACCGUUAUGCGCCGAACAAACGCUGGCAUAUUGACACCAUGUUGAGAGUGGUCAAGCUGGCCGGCAACCACGUCAAGGAACAAAUCCUGUCAUCCUUCGUCCGCCUCAUUGCCACUUCGCCGGAUCAACAGACGUACUCGGUUCAGAAGCUAUACGCGGCGUUGAAGGCCGACAUCACACAGGAGGCGCUGACACUGGCCGGGGUGUGGGUCAUUGGCGAGUAUGGCGACGCAUUAUUGCGCGGGGGUAGCUACGAGGAGGAAGAGGUUGUCAAAGAGGUCAAAGAAAGUGAUAUUGUUGACCUAUAUACGACCAUCCUCAACUCGACCUAUGCCAAUCAGGUCGUCACCGAGUUCAUCAUCACGUCGGCGAUGAAACUGACCACCAGAAUGUCGGACCAAUCCCAAAUCGAACGGAUACGCCGCCUGAUGCAGUCGAGGACGUCGGAUUUGAGUGUCGAAAUCCAACAACGGGCGGUGGAAUACAGCAAUCUCUUUGGCUACGACUCUAUUCGGCGCGGGGUGUUGGAGAAGAUGCCGCCUCCAGAGAUCAAGGAAGAGCAGAGAGUCUUCGGUCAGGCGGCCGCACCUGCCAAAGACAAGAGAAAGAUGUUGAAGAGCAAGACCCAUACCAAGGUUGCCAAAACCAGCGAGUCGGACAUGCUCUUGGAUCUCAUGGGUGGAACGGAUGUGCCGGCCGUGGACAGCAGCGCCACACUCAAUGGAAAGCAGCAGACCGCGGACUUGCUGGCGGAUAUUCUCGGAGGUGGCUCUUCUGUUUCCAGUCCCCCACCCCAGAUGAAGAGUCCGGUGCCGGCUUCGAACACGGAUUCGAUCAUGGACCUUUUCGGCAAUGGAACAGCCAAGCCUACUAGUCCUGCUCCGGGAGCAACCCAAGCACAUCCCGUCUACAAUAAGAAUGGAUUAUCGGUUUCCAUUCAGGUUUCGCGAAGUGGCGGUGGGAUUCAAGCACUUGCGCGAUUCAAAAACACCUCAGCUUUCGACCAAUUGAUCGGUGUGGGGUUGCAAGCCGCGGUGCCAAAGAGCCAGAAAUUGACGUUGCAGGCCAUCAACAAGAGCACCCUUGAGGGAGGCGAGGAAGCAAUUCAAGGCAUGAAGAUAGUUUCGGCAACAGGGUCGCUCCCUGCGAAACUCCGGUUACGACUGAAGAUCUCAUAUACCAAGGAAGGGGGCGCACCCGUGACAGAGCAGGUUGACUGGACAGAGUCAUAG
Messenger RNA from Capronia coronata CBS 617.96, 2484 nucleotides. RefSeq lists its product as uncharacterized. The record is from RefSeq and is a predicted model, not a curated record. Gene Ontology annotation, biological process: intracellular protein transport; receptor-mediated endocytosis; Golgi to vacuole transport. Gene Ontology annotation, cellular component: AP-1 adaptor complex; Golgi apparatus; membrane coat. Lineage: Eukaryota; Fungi; Ascomycota; Eurotiomycetes; Chaetothyriales; Herpotrichiellaceae. The transcript has 4 exons. The coding region runs from base 1 to 2484 and encodes 827 amino acids. Gene Ontology annotation, molecular function: clathrin-cargo adaptor activity.